AAUCAGCCAACCUAUAAUCUGACAGAUGCAGCCCUAUCGCCGCUGUCCGCACUGCGUCUUGAGUCUUGACCGCUGUGCGUUGAUAACGUCCAGUCAGAUGUGAGGACGUCCUGCUACGGCCCCUGCCUGGAGAUAGCCAAAGAGGUGCUCAAACAGUCACCAAAGAGCGCUUUACCUUAUAAGAUGUACCACGUCACCCGCCCACCGUGACGGAGACGAGGGGAGACGGGGCACAGACAGGCACGCGCCGCCGGUUUCGAAGUCGGUUUCAAUCCCAUCUUUCUUUUCGUCCCAUCUUCCCGCAUCUUUUCUUUCCCCUUUCUUCCCUUUUUUCUACGCAACUGAAAGCUCGGUAUAAGGGCUGAUCGCAACCAUAUCUCUAACACCACAAUGGCGCCGUCUCCGGAACGCAGGCCGUUGUUGGCCUCCGACGACCAGUCUCCCGAUGGCCGGGACGACCGCGACAGCGAUAAUGCCGCUCCCAGGUCACGAUGGCGCGAGCUUGCGCUCUUCACCUGGGCCCUCGUUGCUACCGCCGCCGUGAUUGUUCUGGCCGUGGUGAUCCAGCACAGUAACUCCACCCAACACUCGUCGACUUCACCGGCAGCGGUCUCUGACUCCUCGGUAGCCGGCGGCAAGAAGACCGGUUCCUCGUCCGGUGGCAAGCGCAACUUGGUAUUUAUGGUGUCUGAUGGCAUGGGACCCGCCUCGCUCUCUCUUACGCGCUCGUUCCGCCAGCUCACCCAGGAUCUGCCUAUCGACGAUACCCUCACCCUCGACCGUCACUUCUGGGGAACCUCCCGCACGCGCUCGAGCAACAGCUUGGUGACAGACUCUGCUGCCGGUGCCACUGCCUUCUCCUGCGGUCUGAAGAGCUACAAUGGCGCUAUCUCAAUGCUUCCUGAUCACACACCUUGCGGCACCGUUCUCGAGGCUGCCAAGCGCGCUGGGUACCACACCGGGUUGGUGGUGACCACCGAUAUCACGGACGCCACCCCUGCUUGCUUCGCUGCUCACGUCUUCCAUCGCAUGCAGGGCGAUGAGAUUGCGCUGCACGAGGUUGGCCAUGGUCCUCUUGGUCGCACAGUCGAUCUCAUGUUGGGCGGCGGCAGAUGCCACUUCUUGCCUAAGGGGACCCCGGGCAGCUGCAGACAGGAUGAUAUCGAUGUUACCAAGCUUGCUCAGGAGAAGUAUGGGUGGAACUAUGUUGACAAUCGCGCCGGUUUCGAUUCCCUUGGCCUGGGCAAGAACGUCUCCUUGCCACAGCUGGGUCUGUUUGCGACCACGGAUGUUCCCUUCGAGAUCGACCGCCGCAACAUGGCGGAUGUGUAUCCCAGUCUGAGCGAGAUGGCUGCCACGGCUCUUGCGGCGCUCGAGGAGGCUACCAAGGAUACUGAGAAGGGCUUCUUCCUCAUGAUUGAGGGCAGCAGAAUUGACCAUGCCGGUCAUAUCAAUGACCCUGCGGCUCAGGUCCGUGAGGUGCUUGAGUACGACAAGACCUUCAAGUCUGUUCUCGACUUUAUCGAGAAGUCGGACACUGAGACCAUCUUGGUUGCCACAAGCGAUCAUGAGACCGGCGGUCUGUCCACUGCUUGGCAUGCACCCAGCGAACUCCCCGUCUACAACUGGCACCCCACCGUCCUGGCCCGCGCCAACGCCUCAUCCGAGUACCUCACCGUCCUCCUCCUCAAGCACAUCGCCGAAACCGGCGACAAGGAAGAGUCGCUCCUCCGCUGGAUCAACGACGAGCUCGUCGUCAAGCACCUCAACAUCAACGACGCCUCCGAGGUCGAACUCAACUCGAUCGCCAGCAACCCGGCCCUGGCCAUCCAGCUCUUUGCCCGCAUGGUCAGCGUCCGCGCCCGCGUCGGCUGGAGCACCCACGGCCACAGCGCCGUGGACGUGAACAUCUACAGCUCUGGCGGCCGCGGCACGGAGAAGAUUAGGGGUAACGUGGAGAACACGGAUGUGGGCAAGUUCUUGAGGGGGUGGCUCGAUUUGGAUAGCGAGGUGGAGGAUAUUACCAAGGAGCUGGCCAAGAAGUUGGGCAGCAAGGCUCCCUCGCAGAAGCAGUUGGAGAAGAUCGAGAAGGCAUCGACCGCUUUUGAGGCUGAUGGACUUGCUCAUGGCGGGUUUGAGUCGGGGCUUUAUGGUCAUUUGUUGUGAGAUGGUAGCCUGAAGUAUUAAGAGGGCGUUUCGAGGAGUUUCCUUUGUAGUGUACAUGGAUAUGAUGCAUACGAUCUUGAUACGAUAUGGGUGGAAGGAUGAGCGAUGCGAAGUGUUGCAUAGAGAUUGAACAUUGGCAUGAGCGACAACGGAGUUGCAUGGUACUUAUUGGCUGGUUGGCGUUUGUGUCAUAGUAGAGGUAUAGCGUUCAUGGUUUAAUGCUAGCGUUGUCGUUUGGAUAUCUGUCGUCAUGUCUGAGUCUUCGUGGCUUCUCAACAAACAGCCAUAGUCUUCUAUCACAAUGAAACAUGCGCAGGAUUCAUACAUAUUAACUGCCUGAACGACUAAUGCACGCACAUCGAGGGAGGGACCAUGAACAUCAUAUCCUUCACUGUUCCAGGAAGC
Neurospora tetraspora is the source of this 2571-nucleotide messenger RNA. RefSeq names its product repressible alkaline phosphatase precursor. Lineage: Eukaryota; Fungi; Ascomycota; Sordariomycetes; Sordariales; Sordariaceae. The transcript is spliced from 3 exons. The record is from RefSeq and is a predicted model, not a curated record. Bases 391 to 2166 code for a protein of 591 amino acids. Gene Ontology annotation, molecular function: alkaline phosphatase activity. Gene Ontology annotation, biological process: dephosphorylation. Gene Ontology annotation, cellular component: fungal-type vacuole membrane.